This is a messenger RNA of Stereum hirsutum FP-91666 SS1, 1074 nucleotides long. RefSeq names its product atypical MnP lacking 1 acidic residue (gene MnP3at). The transcript has 16 exons. Gene Ontology annotation, molecular function: heme binding; peroxidase activity. Gene Ontology annotation, biological process: cellular response to oxidative stress; response to reactive oxygen species; hydrogen peroxide catabolic process. The record is from RefSeq and is a predicted model, not a curated record. Bases 1 to 1074 code for a protein of 357 amino acids. NCBI's taxonomy places the organism in Eukaryota, Fungi, Basidiomycota, Agaricomycetes, Russulales, Stereaceae.
AUGGCCUUCGCUCAGCUCUCUGCCAUCGUCGCUCUCGCUCUCGGCGCCGCUCAGGUCGCCAAGGCUGCACCCCCGCCGAAGGUUACCUGCGCUGACGGAAACGUCACCGCAAACGCCGUCUGCUGCCAGCUCUUCCCUGUUGUGGCUAACCUUCAGCAGAAUUUGUUCGACGGUGCUCAAUGCGGUGAAGAGGCCCACUCUGCUCUUCGUCUGUCGUUCCACGACGCUAUUGGAUUUUCCCUCACCCGUAAGGGUGGAGGAGCUGACGGUUCUAUUUUGGUCUUUAACGCCACUGAAGAGGCAUUUCACGCCAACAUUGGGAUCGACGAGAUCACCGCCGAUCAAUUCCCUGUCUUCCAGACCACUAAUCUCUCUGCUGGAGACUUCGUCCAUUUGGCGGCUGCUGUCGGCACGGCGAACUGCCCAGGUGCUCCUCAGUUGGACUUCUUCUUCGGUCGGGCCCCUCCCUUGGGCCCCGCUGCUGAUUUGACCGUUCCGGAGCCUACUGACAACGUCACCGCCAUCUUGGCUAGGUUCGCCGAUGCCGGGUUUGCCCCCGACGAGGUUGUUGCACUCCUGUCUUCCCACACCGUGGCGGCUGCGGACGAGAUCGACACGACUAUCCCAGGAACUCCGUUUGACACGACGCCUUUCACCUUCGACACUCAGUUCUUCGUUGAGACCUUGCUGGUCGGCACAUUGUUCCCUGGCAACGGCUCGCAAGCUGGUGAAGUGCUGUCGCCCAUCCCCGGAGAGAUGCGUCUUUUUAGUGACUCCGUUCUCGCUCGUGACCCACGGACGGCCUGCAUGUGGCAGGAGAUGAUCAACGACCAGACUCGCAUGCAGACCCUUUUCAAGGCUGCUAUGCACAAGCUUGAGCUUCUUGGUCAGCCCGACACCCUCGUCGACUGCUCCGAUGUUGUUCCUGUUCCCGCCCCAUUCACUGGUUCUGCCGUCUUCCCCGCCACUUUCAACAUGAGUGACAUCCAGCAAGCUUGCGAUACCGUGCCGUUCCCGACCCUCGAGACCCUCCCUGGCCCCGAGACCUCAGUCCCGCCCGUUCCCGGCUCUUAG